CGGGUUUUUAUUAAGUCUGCAAAAGGGUGUGAACCGAGACGUUGCUGUUAAACCCAGAUUUUAAACGGUGAUAUGCAGAGCCUGAGUUUUAAAAAGGAAAGGACAAACAAAAAACAGGUGGCAUAUUUCUUAUUUCAUUUUAAUGUCUAAGAUUUUAUUCAACUGAAAUUUAAACCUGAUGGAUGAUCUAUAAGAAGUGAACCAGAACGGUCAAGGAGCAAGACGGGACCUGUGUAUCGGAUGAGUUAUUUGUCAUUGUUUUAAAUUUAAAACGUAGCGCAUAAGGUGAACGUGAACGAAGGAUCAUGUCAGGGCGGCCCCGAACCACCUCCUUUGCAGAAAGCUGCAAACCUGUUCAGCAGCCGUCAGCUUUCAGUAUGAAAGUCAGCAGAGACAAAGAUGGAAGUAAGGUGACAACGGUGGUUGCAACGCCUGGCCAGGGACCAGACAGGCCUCAGGAAGUUACUUAUUCUGAUACCAAAGUAAUUGGAAACGGUUCUUUCGGAGUUGUGUACCAGGCCAAACUGUGUGACACUGGGGAGCUGGUUGCAAUCAAGAAAGUUCUUCAGGACAAAAGGUUUAAGAACAGAGAGCUUCAAAUCAUGCGAAAGUUAGACCACUGUAACAUUGUUCGAUUGCGCUACUUUUUCUACUCUAGUGGAGAGAAGAAGGAUGAAGUGUACCUCAAUCUGGUAUUGGACUAUGUUCCAGAGACAGUAUAUAAAGUUGCUAGACACUAUAGCCGGGCCAAACAGACACUCCCCAUGAUUCAUGUAAAGCUAUAUAUGUAUCAGCUCUUCCGAAGUUUAGCAUACAUCCAUUCUUUUGGAAUCUGUCAUAGAGAUAUCAAACCACAGAAUCUCCUUCUUGACCCAGAAACCGCAGUUCUGAAGCUCUGUGACUUUGGAAGUGCGAAGCAGCUGGUCCGUGGUGAACCCAAUGUUUCUUAUAUAUGCUCUCGGUACUAUAGAGCGCCAGAGUUGAUCUUUGGUGCCACUGAUUACACAUCUAGUAUAGAUGUCUGGUCAGCAGGUUGUGUACUGGCUGAGCUAUUACUAGGACAACCAAUCUUCCCUGGUGACAGUGGCGUUGAUCAGCUGGUAGAGAUAAUUAAGGUUCUAGGAACACCAACAAGGGAUCAGAUCCGAGAAAUGAAUCCAAAUUACACAGAAUUCAAAUUUCCACAAAUCAAGGCACAUCCGUGGACGAAGGGUUUUCCCAGAGGCGUCAGUAGCUCUUUAAAAAGCAACAACACAAGCUGCCACAUCAAUGAGGUCUUCCGACCCCGCACUCCACCAGAAGCUAUUGCACUUUGUAGUCGCUUAUUGGAAUACACACCUAGUGCACGUCUAACACCAUUGGAAGCCUGUGCGCACACGUUUUUUGAUGAAUUACGGGAACCAAACCUUAAGCUACCAAAUGGCCGAGAAAGACCUGCACUGUUUAACUUUAGCACACAAGAACUGUCAAGUAGUCCAUCACUUGCUUCAAUACUCAUUCCACCUCAUGCUCGAAACCAGUCAACUGCUUCAACUCCUACAAAUGCAACAGCACCUUCAGACGGCACUGCAAGUGAACGUGGACAAACCAAUAGUGCAGCCACAGCAUCUGGAUCUAAUUCUACUUGAUUCUGGGAGAAAUGCUGGCAUGGAACACCAAAGUCGCUGGUCACAUCUAGACAGAGAAAUUAAGAAACAGCUGUUUAUUUUGAUCAUUUUAUUGUUUAACCUUGUAAAAUAAUUAUAAAUACAAACUGAUUUCAGUGUAAUGAGGGAAUCCUGGAAUAAUGUGGAGCAAUAUAAAAAGUCUCUCCCUUGACAAUCUUUUAUUAAUGUCUGCUGUUGCAUAGUUAAAAAAAAAAAAAAAAAAAACUCUUGCCUCAUACCCACCUGUCUCCCACUUUUCUAUUAAGCAUUUUUUUAAGUGUUUCACUUCACAUUUGUGUGAUGCACAGCUUGAAUUUGGUUGGGAGUUUUAGAAAAAAACUGUGCAGAGCUGCAUGCUGCCAGUGAGUAUUGGCAGCUGGCUGAAACAAGGCCUGUGGCAAAUUUAUUUUGGUUAUUGACUCUCUGCUUUUUGUCUUUCUUGGUUGUCAUUUUAAAGAGUUUGUUUUAUACGCCAAAUCUAAUUUUAAUGAUUUCUGCUAAAAGAAAUCACAAAUAUCCUGGUAGAGUUAAGCUAAUAGCUAUUUUUCCAGGAGCCUAAAGUCUUUCUUCAAAAUUCAGACACAUCUGAAUUAAUAACAGAUAGGUUCCUGAAAAUUUGUUUUGAGAAAAAGCACCUUUGUCCUUUAAAGUGACUUGUCUGCUAUUUGAAGUAGCCACUGUGGAUGCAUCCUCAGCUGUUGGUUCUGAACUUGUGUU
Molecule: messenger RNA, 2363 nt
Organism: Protopterus annectens (West African lungfish)
Lineage: Eukaryota; Metazoa; Chordata; Ceratodontiformes; Protopteridae
Gene: GSK3B
Product: glycogen synthase kinase 3 beta
Exons: 12
Coding region: 306-1628 (440 amino acids)
Biological process (GO): insulin receptor signaling pathway; regulation of neuron projection development; protein phosphorylation
Cellular component (GO): nucleus; axon; cytosol
Molecular function (GO): ATP binding; protein serine/threonine kinase activity; tau-protein kinase activity
Source: RefSeq, a predicted model, not a curated record